This is a messenger RNA of Durotheca rogersii, 1472 nucleotides long. RefSeq lists its product as uncharacterized. Lineage: Eukaryota; Fungi; Ascomycota; Sordariomycetes; Xylariales; Xylariaceae. The transcript has a single exon. Bases 417 to 1367 code for a protein of 316 amino acids. The record is from RefSeq and is a predicted model, not a curated record.
GAGUAUUCGUCGUCGUGGAUGCGCUUGAUGAGUGCGAAUCGUCGAGUUCCUGCCGAGACAGUUUUCUGUCAACAAUAUUUCACUUGCAGAGACACCAAAGAGUUAACAUUAUGGCGACGUCGAGGUUUAUUCCUUUAAUUGUGAGAGAAUUCAAAGAGAGUAUGAUGGUGAAGAUCCGUGCAAACGAGGAGGAUGUGAAAAUAUACGUACGGCACCGUAUCAGAGAGCUACGAGACUUCGUUCAACGCAAUCCGCAGUUACAAGAGGAGAUCGUAAGCGUCAUUUCGGAAGCAGUGGACGGAAUAUAAGGUUUUUUUUUAUGGCAGCGGUUACAGAGACGGGACACCCUUGGCUAAUAUUAAUACUGGCUUAGGUUCCUGCUGGCACAGUUGCAUUUGGAUAUCCUUCGUGCUAAAAUGACACCGAAAGCGAUCCGUGCCACGUUAGAGGACCUUCGAAACCGAAGCCAACGGCCAGGCGGAGACGAGAAAAGCCAACUUCUCACGGACACGUACGAGAAAGUCAUGGAGAGGAUCGCCGGACAGUUGCCGGACAUGAAAGACCUUGCAAUGGAUGUUCUAUCGUGGAUUAGUUGGUCUGAACCCACAAUACACGCCUCCUCCCUCCAAAAACUGCUUGCAGCAGAAAGCGGCAAGUCCGAGAUCGACGAAGACAACAUGCCGGAUACUCGCGACACAGUAUCCGUCUGCGCCGGAUUGGUCACUAUCGACGGGGAAAGUGGUAUUAUCCGCUUGGCUCACUACACCACGCAAACGUACCUGGAGCAUACCCGGGACCGGUGGUUUCCGGAAAGCCUCUUCAAGAUCACCAAGGUCUGUAUUUCACUCCUCUCCUUUCGAUGUUUUCCAGGUGAGCACACCAGAUCGUGGUUGGGUCUUUGCGAUCAGAUGCAACCGAGUCUUUCCCCAGGCUCUGUCAUCUCUCGAACCAAUUCCCUUGUUUCCCUCUCCCAAAGUUUCCAACGAGCUGCCUUCUUUCUUGUCUAUGCUCUAUCCGACCCAGAGAUGGGGCAUGCAUUGGCUUUUAAGCAAUUUACCGUUGUGAUAGCCUUAUGGCUACACCAAGACGUGAAGCGGCUACUUGAGGACCUGAGGAAUGGCGUGAAUAAUAGACAUGAUUCACGAGGUGAUCAGGACCAAGAGCAGCCACUACGUGUCGUAGAGGAGUACCAUUCCAUCAUGGACGGACUGCUAUACUCGGAUGCAGGCGAUGUUGAGCUUAUACCUGCCAACCAAGCAGGAGACUGUCUGGUUGAAAGAAGGGGGUUUAAGGAGGACUUACGUUCAAGGUUUUUUUAUGAUUGGGGCAAGGACAUUGAUGAGAUUGUUUCACUUAGGUGGUAUUAGAUAUUAGACAGUUAUCACGGCGACGAAUAGACCUAUCACAUACAUACCUACUUGUAUAAUGCUGUCCAGAUACCUGGCACUCAUAUGCGACCUGCUGCUCUCCUG